Messenger RNA from Cydia strobilella, 5766 nucleotides. RefSeq names its product zinc finger MIZ domain-containing protein 1 (gene tna). Lineage: Eukaryota; Metazoa; Arthropoda; Insecta; Lepidoptera; Tortricidae. Gene Ontology annotation, molecular function: SUMO ligase activity; zinc ion binding. Gene Ontology annotation, biological process: protein sumoylation; regulation of transcription by RNA polymerase II. The coding region runs from base 533 to 2920 and encodes 795 amino acids. The record is from RefSeq and is a predicted model, not a curated record. Gene Ontology annotation, cellular component: chromatin. The transcript is spliced from 11 exons.
UCGCCGGCUCGCCAGUGUUACCUUUGGCGGCCGAACACGCGGUUGCUCGCCGUCAGUGACGUUGCCGUCGACUCUCGCGAACGCACGUCAAUAAUGUUUCGGUGAUUUCAAUCGGACUUUCGUGUAGACGAUAACCGUAUUCAGGACCCUUAUCAAAUACUGGAAUACAGUGAAAAAAAAGAUCUCAUCACACAGGAUUUGGAUUGUUUAUAAAGUUUUGUGAUUUGCGACUUUUGUGGAUUUUGAACAACAAAACAGUGCAGUGAACUACCAAAAGGAUUGCAUUUAUGUGAUAUCAUUGGAUUUUGGAGAUAAAAACUGAGUGAUUCCUCAAAGGAUUUGUGCCCCGUGACAGUGCUAACUCAAAGGGUGUCCCUUGGCCGACAGGACGGCGAACUCCACUGGCUCGGUCGGCUACGCGGGUUCCGCCAGCUUUGGGGCCGCUGUGGACAAGCACAACCCUCUGCAAGCGAAUAUAGGAUACAGGGUCAACGCCCCUAGCAGCUAUGGGUGCGCCGGCGGUUCGGGCGCGAUGAGCGGCGGGGGCGAGAACGCGCAGUUCGGCGCCACCGCCGCAAUGGUCGCCGCGGCCACCACGGCCGCGAUGCAGGACUCGCAGCCAUUCUCGCAGAUGCAAAAUAUGACUAUGGGCAACCCCCAAUAUAAUGCGAUGAACGGCUACGGUCAGCAGCGCAGCCACAACCCUGGCAUGACCGGGAUGGGCAUGGGCGGCAACGGUGGCAUGAACGGCAUCACCGGCAUGGGCCAAAUGGGUAACGCUGGCAUGAACGGCAUGAACCCUAUGGCACAAAUGGCCAAUAUGGGCAUGCACGCUAACAUGAUGUCCUCGCAAAUGGGACCUGGGCAGAUGGCCGGUUCAGCAAAGAUGGGGCCCCAGUAUCAGAGGCGGCAUACGCCAUAUCCCCAGGGGCCGAUGCUUAUGAACCAGCGCAAGCAGCAGUACAUGGGUGGUCAACCUACAUUUGGGCCUGGACAAUACCCCGCGGGAUAUGGAGGCCGGCCGGGCUUCCAAGGCCAAUAUCCUCCUCAACAGCCCCUGGGACCGAGUGGGAAUUUUGCAGCAGGAAUGAGAGGAGGCAUGAGGCAGACUACGCCGCCUUACUCUAACCAAGGGCAAUAUUUUAACGGUGGCGUUCCUAACCAAUUUCCGCAACAUCAGGGUGGCAACAGCCAGUAUGGUCAAUACACCGGUCAGUUUGCGCAGGAAGUUGCGAUGAGAACUAACAUGAGCUAUCAGCACAGUCCUGUCCCCGGGAACCCCACGCCUCCGUUAACGCCGGCCAGCAGUAUGCCGCCAUACAUAAGUCCGAACUCGGCUGGUGAAGGAAAGCCCCACUUUAACGAGCUCAAACAACCUAUUGGCAUGCAAAAUGACGAGCUCCGGUUAACAUUCCCUGUAAGAGAUGGUAUUAUAUUACCACCAUUUAGAUUAGAACAUAAUUUAGCAGUUAGCAAUCAUGUAUUCCAAUUAAAAGCCACGGUCCAUUCGACGUUAAUAUGGAGAUCGGAUCUUGAGCUACAACUAAAAUGCUUCCACCACGAAGAUAGGCAGAUGAACACGAACUGGCCGGCGAGUGUUCAAGUCUCGGUCAACGCAACGCCUUUAGUUAUAGAUAGAGGAGAGAACAAAACAUCACACAAACCGCUGUACCUGAAAGAAGUUUGCCAGCCUGGCAGAAACACCAUACAGAUAACCGUGUCCGCCUGCUGUUGUUCGCAUCUGUUCGUAUUACAAUUAGUCCACCGGCCGAGUGUCAGGAGUGUUCUGCAAGGUCUACUACGGAAACGGUUGCUGACUGCCGACCACUGCAUCGCUAAAAUCAAGAUGAACUUCAACCAAUCGCCAGCAAAUGGCAAUAACGUCUCCAACAAUCCUAACGACAGGGACAGCGUAGAACAAACGGCUUUAAAAGUCUCGCUAAAAUGCCCAAUCACGUUCAAGAAAAUUACGCUGCCUGCGCGAGGACAUGAAUGUAAACAUAUACAGUGUUUCGACCUGGAAUCUUAUCUACAACUCAACUGUGAAAGAGGGUCGUGGAGAUGUCCUGUUUGCAAUAAACCAGCGCAAUUAGAAGGUCUGGAGGUUGACCAGUACAUGUGGGGAAUCCUGAAUACUGCAAACAAUUCAGACGUUGAUGAGGUCACCAUUGAUGCUGGAGCAAAUUGGAAGCCAGCGAAAAAUCCUGCUAAUGCUGGAAUAAAGGAUGAAGAUAGCAAUGACAACAGCGUCGGCAAGCGAGGCAAAGCGGUGUCGCCGGGUUCAAUGAACAUGCCCACAAUGAACAACUGGGACCAAGCAUUAUCGCCGUACCUACCUCCAGACAUGAACACGAUCGCUAGCGGCUCUAUGAUCUCCUCCUACAACCAGAGCACGCAGAACCGGAAUGCCAACGGCAAUCCGAAUUACGACUUCGGCAUGAGCAAUGGCCCUGGAAGUAACGAGUUUGCUGGCAACGGUCCGCUCUCGCAUUUGAACGAUAGCGUGAAUUCGCUGGAUCCUUUGAAUGCGAUGGAAAAAAGUUUGAAUGAUCAGAUGCCGCACACGCCACACACGCCACAUACGCCGGGCUCAGCACACACGCCGGGCGGCGGCGGCGGAGCGCACACGCCUGGCUCCUCACACACGCCGGGCCCGCCCUCCGUUGGCCACCACUCCCUCACCGACGUGGACAUACCGUCGGACCUAAACUUCGACCCCGCGGCGGUCAUCGACGGCGAGGGCACUGAAAAUCUCAAUCUAUUGCCGGAGACGAGCGUGGACCCGAUGGAGCUGCUGUCGUACCUGGACGCGCCGGCGCUCGGCGAGCUGCUCGCCACGCCGCCGUCCUCGUCGUCCUCCGCCGGCUCGCACCCUCCCCGCGUGCCUUCCUCCGACGACCUCCUGGCACUCUUCGAGUAAACACAAGACACUAGAACGCACCGAGCACAAAUACUGAUCUAACGGGAGCACUGGGGAAUAAACGCUUACGUUCUUUGCUAAAAAGGCAGAUAGAGCGCCAUUUUAGCGAGGGAUGUCUGUGAAUGUUGAUUGUUACCUGUAACGCGAAGGAAAAUGCAAUUGGACUGUAACCUCGCUAGAUCCUACCAUGGUAAACAAUUUAAUUGUGACACCAUAAGAUACCGAAUUCGAUGACAUGAGUUGUUGAAAUUGGGUGUCGAGUGUAGGUGACUUAUCCUAAUGUAGCAAUUGUGUUUUCCACCAGAAAUUGUAUACUACUAGAAUAAGUAAGUGCAGCUCGUUAAAACAGGACUAGUGUUUGGUGGUAGCCUAGUGUGGCGUUGUUUCUACUCGCAUUCAAGCCAGCGAAGCCCGACAUUGUGAUACUAGAUUUUAGUCCUUUCUCCAUUCGUGAAAAUGUUGUAUGUCGCAAAACGUUUAGUCAAUUUGCUCAUCGCAUUGCGAAGAUUGCGAGACUAUUUAGGAAUUAAUUUAGUUUCUACUAGGUAUGCGAUAAUAUUUGAUGAACGGCAUAUUGGAAGCGUUGACUGGAGUUGCAAUAUCCAACAUAAUCACCACGGUAGCAUCGGUUGUUGAAACAAUGAUGCUGGAGAUCGUUUAGUACGUAGGUAAAGUAUGUGAGGCGAGGCGUGGCCAUAGACACUUCGGUGUUUGAAUGUAUUAUAGUUCCUCGCACCGCCGCACAAUCGGUGGCGCAUUUGAGCUCCUUAUAUUCUAAACUCUAGCAUAAACUGUAACACAAAUUUUCAUUAAUACUUAAUUCAACUUAUUCGAUGCGACAUACAUACAUAAUUGUAAUCGUAAGUUUACAAUUUGUGACCAUAAUUUAUGGAUAGUUGAGGGUGUAAAUAGGAGAGUUACGUGCUAGCUGUUUUGGUCUGGGGGGCAUGUACAUAUAGCGUUAGUUCACUCCGCUGAGAGGCAUUCUGAAUCUUAUAGUUCCUAUCGGAUGCGGGCGAACUAUAACGUUCAAUUGCCAUUUACUGUAAAGUAUUUGAAGUUUUUCGCAUAUUCUGCAUUUUUUAAACGAUAAGAUAAUAUGAUAGGAUUCGUGAGUAUAGUGCUACUCGCUUCUUGGGUGAUAUAUGAGUUGUUUGAAUCAACAAAUAAAUGGUAACAAAUUAGUUACAAAACUAUAUUGUAAAUGUGAGUGCAAAAAUGAACUCUGUUAAAUUAUUUUGCGUUAUGUGAAUCGAAGAAUGAUAGAAAUAUAUUUUAAUUUCUAUAUAAAUUGAACUGUAUUAUUUGUAAAUAUGACUAGUUAAGAAUAUUAUAUUAUCUAGUUAUACUUAGAACAUGGCAGAUACUUAUAUGACGGCCAGUUUAGUAUAGUAUUACUAAAUUUUAAAAAUCUACACAUGGUUUUACAUGUACAUACGAAAUACCAUAUGUAUAAAAAUUAACGAGCGUUCAGAGUGCAAAUUACUACACGUGCCUUCAGUGUGACACCCCAAGGCAUCCUCGCACCGACUCGACACCGUGCUGUGCUCUGACACGCGCCCACACACAGUAUGCUAACACCUCCCGACAUGGCAUCCCCGCCAACACCUUAGUCAAUGUUCAGAUCUGUGCUCAUCUAAGUUUUAUGCAACCCCCCUUGACGACUUCAACUUAGCAAUAUACUUGUAUCUAAAUAGAGAAGCAAUAAAGAAUUUUAAUGACAUUCUAAAUGGUGUUGUCAAAUAGUAUAGUUUUAUUAUAUAGAAAGUUGUAUUGAAUGAUAAAAUUGAGAUGAGCAUGGUUGACAAGAUCGUGUUUCACAUAUUUUCAAAUGUUUAGUUGUGCUUGGGCGCAGUCGCGGCCUGGGCCUCAAUCAACGCGAAAUUUCUAAAUGGAAUUAAGUUCCCAUAAAAUAUUCAAGUACUCCAUAAUUAAUUUAGAUGUCAAUUUUCAGAGAUAACUUACUAUUAGUAAAUUUUGAUGAGACAGUUAAUAAAUAUCUUAAGAGUUUAUAUGUAAAUCUGUCAAUCCUUUCACUAACUUGUGUAAAAAUUGGUGAUUUGCGCAUCUUUACUUCAUGCUAUGAAUAUGGACGCCUCUUAGAGUUAGUCAUCUAUUACGAAAAACAAUAAAAUUAGUGUUAUAUACCUACACAGCCGUGGUCAACUACUCACACACACACACACAGAGAAGCUCUUUUAAACUUAAUUGUAACAUGAAAUCUUAAUAAUAAUUGAUGAGAGCAAACAUUUGAUGGUCAUGUUGUAUGGCUAGUUGAUCACCGCUUUGAGAAUUAAUGCAUACUUUUAAGGGACCUUCAAUUCCAGUUAGCUAGUUCUAUUUAUUGUAGUGAAUACUGCGGUUGGGUGGAUCAUCACAAGGAUUUUUGUGAGACCAAAUAGCACUUUUUUACACAUUUACCUAUUUUAGGUGAUCAAAUAACGAAUUUCUUUGUAUAAAAUGGAAAAUAUCACAAAAAAUGUAUAGCAUAUCACAUUUAAAGAGGCAAGAAACCGGUUGAGUGAUCCACCCUAGCAAGUGAACUAUUACAAUAUAUUUUGUUGAAUAUUAUAAUGAACAGCUGUGGAGUAGUAGAUUUUGUGCUCUUGUACAAAUGUAAGAUGCAACAUUUGGAAAUAAGUGAAAGAAGAUUUCUAAAUAAGGUAUUAUGCAACCCAUGACUCUUAAGUUCAUGCAAAGCCAAACUGUACUGUAGUUAAUACAUUUUGAAUUUAAUGUGAACAUUUUAGGAAUCAGAUCGAACCCACUGAAAUUCAUUUUGAAAUGUGUAAAAUGAAAAACAUAACAUUUUUAUGUUAUUGAAAAUAAAAUGAAUCUAAAAAUUA